AUGUUGGCAAAUACCAACCAAGCCUUCUGUAUGCGAGCUGACACUUCAUCCGUGAUGCGUCCACCGGAUGAACUGUUUGAAUCGUCCACCUCGGAUGAAAACCGCCUCUCUCGGUCGAAUAUGCGUGGUCAGCCCCGUGCACGACUGUUUGCCUACACAGACGGUCCGCGCAUGCAACGAGCCGGACGCCCCGAACACAACCGAGCACAGCCACCGCAUCAUCGUUCGUGGUCGAAUCUGAUCGCCCCGGGACAACAUCUGUGUUCGUGGCACGGUGCGGAUGAUCAGUGGGGCAACCUGGCGGAUACGCUCGAUCUAUCGAAUGAUUAUUCCACUUCAAAUGAGACAAUUACAGGCCCGCGUGGUCGAGUCGACAGAUCACGGGUCAGGGAAACUCGGCCGGUCAGUGGAGUGGAAUCGGAUUCUACCAGUCGGAUACGAUCCGUACGAUUUCAAAUUGAUCCACAUCGAGGGACCGGAAUGAGUCUGGUUGGUGGCAAUCUGACCGGGGUUUUUGUUUCCAGCGUGCAACCGGACUCAGUGGCUGAUCAGGCCGGGAUUGGGGAAGCGGAUCAAUUAAUGAAGAUAAACGGUCUCGAUUUGACCGAAUGGACCAAAGAAGAGGUCGCACUGGCCCUGAUUGCCGAGGACGGUCCAGUCGUGCUCGAAUUGCGACACGAUCCGGUCGCCUAUGUGACCGUGCGGGAGACAAGGGAGGCCUGUGACAGUAUGUAUGUACGUGCGUAUUUUACACUGUGGCCCAACACAGCCCAAACACCUCGAGCAGCUCAAUCGGAACCGGGCGAGAUAUCCAUUUCGGAAGGGGAUAUUUUUCACGUGGUCGAUACAUUUGUGGAUGGGGUUUUCGGAAACUGGUUGUGUGCUGUUGCAAUAGCCCGAAAGCGAAGCAAACUGGGACAUGCAAAUGAUGUGGGCGUGCAUCAGGACGGACAAGGUCACACUGAGAGUUUGUAG
Molecule: messenger RNA, 975 nt
Organism: Echinostoma caproni
Lineage: Eukaryota; Metazoa; Platyhelminthes; Trematoda; Plagiorchiida; Echinostomatidae
Source: the annotation of a GenBank genome assembly